ACCAGCACCGCAUUAUGCCUCGCUGCACGCUUUCCACAAUGUGGCGCCGUGUCCUAAAAACGUCAUCACGCAAUUCUGUAAAAACUCACGUCGGUCUCAGGGUUUCCAUAGUAACUUGUACACAGACUGCCGUCUCCAUAGCAGCCGUAGUACACUAGCGCCAGGACUGCCAUCAUUAUGAACGUCCGGACCUUCAGCUCCUCUGUGCGGGUCGGGAACUGGAAUGAGGAUGUGUAUCUGGACGAGGAUCUCUUGAAAGAUUUCUUAGAAAAAAAAGAAAAGGGAGAACUACUGGUACAAAAGUCAAGCAAUCUGAAGAAAAAUGUUUUAAAAAAGACAGAGCUUUCCAUUUCUAAGGAUGGAUAUCUUCAUUUUGGAGAUUCGGUUAUGUUACUGAAUCCAGAGAACAAUGAACAGUCGCUGAGUAAUCCAUCUCCAGUAGACGGUAACUACACCCUGUCUGUAAAUCCAGAAGAAAGUGCAAUUCAUGCAAAGAGCCACCUGACAGCACCAUGCGGGGUCAGUGCCAGCAGCAAUGUGAAACCCUGUGGCAGAAACGCCUUCAUUAUUACAAGUGUAGAUGGUAGUGAACCUGGAGAACCUUUGUGCUAUGGACAGAAUUUUGCCUUGAGGACAGCCGAGGAUUUCAUGGGCCAUUUACAUCUGACAAGUGACCGUAAAUCCUUUCUUAAGAGCAGUAAAAAGUCUCAUCUGCAAGAGGUCAGCUUAACAGACCAGCAUUCAUAUGAGACCAGCUGGCAGGUGGUUUACCUGGACCCACAGCUUAGGCUAGAACAUGAAGGACUACCUGUUCCGGCGAACACUAAAGUCCUUAUUGUUCACAGUAAAACAAAUCAGUGCUUGGCUGUGCUCCGGAAAUAUAUACUAUGGACAUUAUUUGGCAAGGAAUGUGAAAUCACAGCACACACAUACUUAAACGGACACAAAGUUGAAGAGAAUGAAAAUCAUUGGAUUAUUGUUACUGGAAACCCCAGUGAUGACCUAAACACAAUGUUUGAUAGACCUAAACCACCAAGCAAAGACAUGAACGAAAGCAACCCGGUUUCAUAAGCUGCAGUAGAACUUCCAUAUCUUGCAAUAGUAUGCAGCUCCUUGCAUUCUAAUUACAAUCAAAACAAAAAUAAAACAUAAAUGUUAUUAAAAAUUUUUUAUGUCAAUUGA
Molecule: messenger RNA, 1182 nt
Organism: Hyla sarda
Lineage: Eukaryota; Metazoa; Chordata; Amphibia; Anura; Hylidae
Gene: CFAP161
Product: cilia and flagella associated protein 161
Exons: 7
Coding region: 178-1071 (297 amino acids)
Biological process (GO): cilium assembly
Cellular component (GO): motile cilium
Source: RefSeq, a predicted model, not a curated record